Messenger RNA from Drosophila rhopaloa, 785 nucleotides. RefSeq lists its product as uncharacterized. The transcript has 2 exons. Bases 39 to 587 code for a protein of 182 amino acids. NCBI's taxonomy places the organism in Eukaryota, Metazoa, Arthropoda, Insecta, Diptera, Drosophilidae. The record is from RefSeq and is a predicted model, not a curated record.
AAAUAUUGUAAAGUGUUCAACCAUCAACAAGAAAGAAAAUGGAAUGGAUUUCGAGCCUUUUAGUCCUGGGCAUUAUUUUUGGUGCAACAGGAAAGGAAUUUGCAAAACCGGAGAUACGUCUAAUACAAAGAGCUCCAGAUGUCACAACUUCAACUACUACGGAGAAUCCUAUUUCGGUACUAAAUAAAACAGCAACAGAAAAUCUACAAUGGAUCCUUUCCAAAUAUAGUCAGCAAUGUAAUAAUAACGUGGAGUUAUCUUUAUGGCUGGACCAAGUUAAGGAGGCGUUAAAAUUUGACAGUAGUCCCACGAGUAUCAAUAUGAAGAUAUCGGUUUAUUCGAAGUUCCAGGAUUACGAUAAGCAACGUUUAACUUUUGAAAAACUCAUCGAUGAUCGCAUAAAUUACUUAAAUGAUAUUCUUCCUACCCUCGAACCCAAUAGCCAGUGCUCAAAAACUUACCUGGAACAAAAAAAAGCCUUGAAAGCGGCUAAACAACUUGACAAUAUCGUAAAAUCGAAAAUUCUUGCACAAAACAGCAUCGAUUGCACUCCCGAAACAGAUUUUGAUCUUUAUUAUAACUAUUAAUACAUAUUUUAAUUUUUUUGAACUAUGGUACUAACAUGUCCCAAAACCAUUUUAAUUUAUAGAAAUAUAACAUGUGCAUAAUAAGAUAAAUAUUUUGUAGGUCUAUCUUACUAGAACAUUAUUGGAAAACUCACAAAAAAUAAAGUCCUAAUAUUGUAAUGACAAUAAUAUAAUAUAUAUAUCAAUUUUAAUUUAUAA